CCCCAUUUUUCCACGCAAAGGCCAUUCUGUUUUGCGAAUCCAAAUAAGACGCAAGUUACGCAAGUAGCUUUAUUUUUGCUGCUCCAGGUUCCAACGACUAGUCGAUACACCAUCAACCAUGAGCUACAAGAACAUUGCCCGAUUGGUGUUGCAAAACAACCGCCAGUUCUCCCGCACCGCAACGGCAUCGUCCGGUGAGGUUGCCGAGGGCUACAAGCAGCUGAAACACAUCCAGGAGAAGUUCCAGAAACCGGAUGGCAAGCCCGUCUUCCUGAAGGGUGGCCCGAUGGAUAAUGUGCUAUUUUCGGUGACGAUGGUUCUCAGCCUGGUUGGUCUGGCCGGUAUCGGCAAGCUGUUCUACGAGCUAAGCUACCCGAAGAAGGACGAAUAAAAUGGCUGGACGAAUGACCCUUUCUUAAGCGAGCAGAAUUGCCAUGUUUAGAAGUUGUUACCGGCAUGCCGUACGACGGAAAUCCGUCAAACAGGUCAAAAACAACACCCGUACCCUUACUCUCGAGCCUAACACCUUCUAGCAUGCAGCUAUAGUUCAAAACGAUUUUUCAAAACGAAUAUUUAUCUGCCGAACAAAAUGAUUUGGAGUAGUCUGUGGCUUCGUGCUGCGUAGCGUAGGAAACAUUAUGUUUUAUCCCCACCCUGAAGGGCCACUAACUAACAUCCCUGUGUCGAGAGUGUGUGAUUAACCUCUGUUUUAAGUCUAUAUACUUACUAUCUACACGGGAUGCACUACAGAAACGAACAGAACGAUUCCAUUACGUACGACGGGUACACAUUUACUCUUGCAUUUAUCCGCAAAUAAAUAUGUGUUUUGAUCAAUA
Molecule: messenger RNA, 836 nt
Organism: Anopheles moucheti
Lineage: Eukaryota; Metazoa; Arthropoda; Insecta; Diptera; Culicidae
Product: cytochrome c oxidase subunit 7A, mitochondrial-like
Exons: 3
Coding region: 119-391 (90 amino acids)
Biological process (GO): mitochondrial respirasome assembly; mitochondrial electron transport, cytochrome c to oxygen; regulation of oxidative phosphorylation
Source: RefSeq, a predicted model, not a curated record